GGCAAGCGUGUGAUCGGGGAGGACGGCGUCGAUGGCUACAGUGACUUGUUCCAGGAGAACACCAUGCUCCAGAAGGAGAACGCCACCUUGUGCAUGAGGGUGAAGGCCAUGCAGGAGGCAAUUGAUGCCAUCAACAGCCAAGUCACCCACCUGAUGAGCCAGGAGGCCAAGGCAGGUGACGGCAACGAGGCCAUCGGCGCCCUGAUCCCGAACUACAUCCGGGAGAUCGAGGAGCUCAGGUGGGCGUGGGUCACGUUCUCUCCUUCCGCCCGUCUGGGGGGGCCGCGUAUCGCGUGCAGCUUGAGAGGACCUGCAAAGAAGCA
Molecule: messenger RNA, 323 nt
Organism: Chrysemys picta bellii (western painted turtle)
Lineage: Eukaryota; Metazoa; Chordata; Testudines; Emydidae
Source: RefSeq, a predicted model, not a curated record